This is a messenger RNA of Caenorhabditis elegans, 2112 nucleotides long. It is a transcript of the gene C14B9.2, whose product is annotated as putative protein disulfide-isomerase A4. The transcript is spliced from 3 exons. The coding region runs from base 11 to 1867 and encodes 618 amino acids. The record is from RefSeq and is marked reviewed. Gene Ontology annotation, cellular component: endoplasmic reticulum lumen. Lineage: Eukaryota; Metazoa; Nematoda; Chromadorea; Rhabditida; Rhabditidae. Gene Ontology annotation, molecular function: protein disulfide isomerase activity.
GGUAUCAAAAAUGAUGUUCGACCGGCGCUUCUUCGCACUGGUCGUCCUUCUCUGUGUAUCGGCAGUUCGUUCCACGGAAGAUGCUUCAGAUGAUGAGCUGAACUACGAAAUGGACGAAGGAGUCGUUGUGCUCACUGACAAGAACUUUGAUGCCUUCCUCAAGAAAAAUCCAAGUGUUUUAGUGAAGUUCUACGCUCCAUGGUGUGGCCACUGCAAGCACUUGGCUCCGGAAUACGAGAAAGCAUCUUCAAAAGUGUCAAUUCCACUGGCCAAAGUCGAUGCAACCGUCGAAACAGAACUCGGAAAGAGAUUCGAAAUUCAAGGAUAUCCAACUCUCAAAUUCUGGAAAGAUGGAAAAGGUCCAAACGAUUAUGAUGGAGGUAGAGAUGAAGCUGGAAUUGUUGAAUGGGUUGAGUCGAGAGUUGAUCCAAAUUAUAAGCCACCACCAGAGGAGGUGGUUACUUUGACAACUGAAAAUUUCGAUGAUUUCAUUUCCAACAACGAGUUGGUUCUUGUUGAAUUCUAUGCUCCAUGGUGUGGACAUUGCAAGAAGUUGGCUCCAGAAUAUGAGAAGGCUGCCCAAAAGUUGAAGGCUCAAGGAUCAAAGGUUAAGCUAGGAAAGGUUGAUGCUACAAUUGAGAAGGAUCUUGGAACCAAGUAUGGAGUCAGUGGAUACCCAACAAUGAAGAUCAUCAGAAAUGGAAGAAGAUUUGAUUAUAACGGACCACGAGAGGCUGCUGGAAUCAUCAAGUACAUGACUGAUCAAUCGAAGCCAGCUGCUAAGAAAUUGCCAAAACUGAAGGAUGUCGAACGAUUCAUGAGCAAAGAUGACGUCACUAUUAUUGGAUUCUUUGCCACCGAAGACUCAACUGCAUUCGAAGCAUUCUCUGAUUCCGCUGAAAUGCUCCGUGAAGAGUUCAAAACAAUGGGACAUACAUCAGAUCCAGCUGCAUUCAAGAAGUGGGAUGCCAAGCCAAAUGACAUUAUUAUCUUCUAUCCAUCUCUGUUCCACAGCAAAUUUGAGCCAAAGAGCAGAACAUACAACAAGGCUGCUGCCACAUCAGAGGAUCUUUUGGCUUUCUUCCGUGAACAUUCUGCACCACUUGUUGGAAAAAUGACCAAGAAGAACGCAGCAACAAGAUACACGAAAAAACCAUUGGUUGUUGUAUAUUAUAAUGCUGAUUUCUCCGUUCAAUAUAGAGAAGGAAGUGAAUACUGGAGAUCCAAAGUUUUGAAUAUUGCUCAGAAAUAUCAAAAGGACAAGUACAAGUUCGCUGUUGCUGAUGAAGAGGAGUUUGCCAAAGAACUUGAAGAGCUUGGACUUGGAGAUUCUGGACUUGAGCAUAAUGUAGUUGUAUUUGGUUAUGAUGGAAAGAAAUAUCCAAUGAAUCCAGAUGAGUUUGAUGGAGAACUUGAUGAGAAUCUUGAAGCAUUCAUGAAACAAAUCAGUAGUGGAAAGGCCAAGGCUCACGUGAAGAGUGCUCCAGCUCCAAAAGAUGAUAAGGGACCAGUUAAAACCGUUGUUGGAUCCAACUUUGAUAAGAUUGUCAAUGAUGAAUCAAAGGAUGUACUUAUUGAGUUUUAUGCUCCAUGGUGUGGACAUUGCAAGAGCUUUGAAUCAAAAUACGUUGAAUUGGCUCAAGCUUUGAAGAAGACCCAGCCAAAUGUUGUUCUCGCCAAGAUGGACGCCACGAUUAACGAUGCUCCAAGCCAGUUCGCAGUUGAAGGCUUCCCAACUAUCUACUUUGCUCCAGCUGGAAAGAAGAGUGAACCAAUCAAAUAUUCUGGAAAUCGUGAUUUGGAAGAUCUCAAGAAGUUCAUGACCAAGCACGGUGUGAAGUCGUUCCAGAAGAAGGACGAGUUGUAAACAAUUCAGAAGGAGCAAUAAUUCUGUGAUAUUUAAACUAAUUUCUCUUUGUUUCUUUGUUAUGAGUAUUUAUUUUUAGUUCUUGUUCAUCAUGCUUUUUUUGUCACUUUUCCCUCCCCAAUCCCAUAUUCCUCUGCUUUUCUCUCAUUUUCGGUUACGUGUAUUAAUUGAAUGUAUACGACGACGACAGUCACUAGUUUCGAAAUAACUAUUUUACGAGGAUGAAUAAACACACUGAUCGCUGA